Vitrella brassicaformis is the source of this 249-nucleotide messenger RNA. The record is from the annotation of a GenBank genome assembly. Lineage: Eukaryota; Vitrellaceae.
UCAGCUACUGUCCGUGUCUCUCUGGUUGCCUGGCUGUGUCUCCUCUGGCCCUUCUCGCCCGUCACGCUGCUUUCUGGCGAAUUGCGAUGAGAGGAAACGCUCCAUCCAGAAGGGGGACAGGAUUGGCGACGCCCUAUCCCCCUCCUGCUGGCACGCCCAGCAGGUGACGCUGAGUAUUUCGACUACAUUGUGGUACGAUGCGAAGCCGCUCACGCACAGCAGUUGGUUUGAUGUAAUGACAAGGACCAU